UGAUAACGCUGGAUCAUGUUUGCCGUUCAAAUACUGAUCAGUCGCAGACACGUACAGUCACUAGUGGGUUAGGCAUCUACUUCCGUAUGACAACCUUUACCGGAAGGAAUUGGUUGGCAUUGGCAGCGUCACGGCCGGGAGGCCUAAGUUUGUUACAGCGGAGCGACUGUAUGAACGAAACUGAAAAGAAAGAAAGAAGUACAGCAGGCGAUAAAGAAAGGUUAGCCUUUAGAAUAAGAGAAGCUACACAAAGGAGCUCGGAGCAAACACACAGAGGAAGCACAGAAAUGACCAGCUCACCAGCUCCUAGAAUGGUUCAUAACUACAAACGGACUUCCAGUCCUCGGUCCCCGACCAACACAGGAGAGCUGUUCACACCGGCACAUGAGGAGAAUGUGCGCUUCAUCCAUGACACCUGGCAGUGUGUUAUGAAAGAAAUCAAGUCCCCUCAAAGCAGUGAGCGGGGUCCUCAGGAGUAUGUGGAGAAGAACCCCAACCCAGCCCUGCAUUCUUUCACACCAGUUGACCUGAGUGACAUUAAGAGACGGAACACACAGGACUCCAAGAAGUCUUAGUUGGCCAUCUCACUUUUCCACCUUUUUCCCCUCCCUUUCCCCUUUUGAACUUUCAACAACCUUCUUCUACCAGCAAACCGCCCAGUCUGACAGUCCCAGGGAAUGAUGCCCCCUUACUCCUUGGCCUUCCAGACUGCUGGCCUGCUACCCUACCCCUCCCUUCAGCACAGUGACUUACCUCCCACUGCUGCUCUGGAAGUUACUCUCUAUUGACCCCCCAUGCAUAACCAUGGCCAUCUUCAGGUCUGCUCUGGCUGACUCCUGACUUUAACCUCAUUACUGUGGAAGCGCAAGUUCAGGGAGGCCAGGAUUACAUUUUUCAGGGCUUUUUUCUUCUCUUGGUUCCUGGUUUUAUAUUCUGGAAAAAGAAAAAAACAGGGAUCACAUUUU
This is a messenger RNA of Megalops cyprinoides (Indo-Pacific tarpon), 965 nucleotides long. Its product is annotated as mapk-regulated corepressor-interacting protein 1-like. The record is from RefSeq and is a predicted model, not a curated record. The coding region runs from base 87 to 575 and encodes 162 amino acids. NCBI's taxonomy places the organism in Eukaryota, Metazoa, Chordata, Actinopteri, Elopiformes, Megalopidae. The transcript is spliced from 5 exons.